AUGCCAGCCAUCUGUCAUCAGCUAUGGGUCAUCAGCUCCUUGUCCAGCUCAUUGUCCAGCUCUGUCUCUAGCUCUGUCUCUAGCUCUGUCUCCAGCUCCAGCUCCGUCUCCAGCUCCUUGUCCAGCUCCGUGUCCAGCUCCUUGUCUAGCUCCGUCUCCAUCUCUGUCUCCAGCUCCGUGUCUAGCUCCUUGUCCAGCUCUGUCUCUAGCUACGACUCCAGUUCCUUUUCCAGCUCGGUCUCCAGCUCCGUGUCCAGCUCCGUUUCCAUCUCCGUCUCCAGCUCCGUGUCUAGCUCCUUGUCCAGCUCUGUCUCUAGCUACGACUCCAGUUCCUUUUCCAGCUCGGUCUCCAGCUCCGUGUCCAGCUCCGUAUCCAGCUCCGUCUCCAUCUCCGUCUCCAGCUCCGUGUCUAGCUCCUUGUCCAGCUCUGUCUCUAGCUACGACUCCAGUUCCUUUUCCAGCUCAAUCUCCAGCUCUGUCUCCUUGUCCAGCUCCGUCUCCAGCUCCGGGUCCAGCUCUGUCUCAAGCUCCGUCUCCAGCUCCGUGUCCAGCUCCGUGUCCAGCUCCGUGUCCAGCUCUGUCUCAAGCUCCGUCUCCAGCUCCGUGUCCAGCUCCGUCUCCAGCUCCGUGUCCAGCUCCGUCUCCAGCUCCGUGUCCAGCUCCGUGUCCAGCUCCUUGUCCAACUCUUUCUCCGAUCUGUCUCCCCACUGGAGGCAUACGUCCGCACAGUUUUCCCUACAAACUAUGCCCCUAUGGAAAGAUGUGACACUCAUGGGCAUGGUGGUGUUCCUCGUUUGGCUCUACAUCCCCCACCAGCGUCUCGGGACUCGUCUGAAGUUGGGUGCUCACAUGCCUCACAAGACUCAUCAAAUAGUCCCCGGCACCAGUUGA
This is a messenger RNA of Oncorhynchus gorbuscha (pink salmon), 891 nucleotides long. RefSeq lists its product as uncharacterized. Bases 1 to 891 code for a protein of 296 amino acids. The transcript has 5 exons. The record is from RefSeq and is a predicted model, not a curated record. Lineage: Eukaryota; Metazoa; Chordata; Actinopteri; Salmoniformes; Salmonidae.